Aspergillus versicolor CBS 583.65 is the source of this 1245-nucleotide messenger RNA. RefSeq lists its product as uncharacterized. NCBI's taxonomy places the organism in Eukaryota, Fungi, Ascomycota, Eurotiomycetes, Eurotiales, Aspergillaceae. Bases 63 to 1136 code for a protein of 357 amino acids. The transcript has a single exon. The record is from RefSeq and is a predicted model, not a curated record.
GUCAAGCUCUGCUCUUCCUAUAUCAAAUUGAGCACCACUGCAGCGCCCUCAAAUAUCGCAUCAUGACGAACCCAGCCACCAACUCAUGGCACGGAGUCCCCGAGGUCAUCGCCCAGGGAACCCCAUGGGAAAUCGGACACGCCCACGGCAGCCAAAUCCCAAACCGGAUCGCGCAGUGCAUCAAGAACUACGAGCGCCUCUUCCACGAAACAGCCGAGACGGACUGGACCGAGUCAAAGGAACGCGCAGCUACAUACCUCCCAGCCCUGGAACACAACGAGCCGGAUCUCGUGGAUGAAAUGAGAGGGAUUGCCGCCGGGGCGGGUGUGGACUUCUUGGAUAUUCUAGCCCUGAACCUGCGCAGCGAGAUCUCGCUGACGAAUUAUUCGGACGGGUGUACUUCUAUCGCGGCUGCUGCUGCUUCUGGGGUAUAUCUAGGGCAGAACUGGGACUGGGUAGGCGAGGCUGCGUCGUCGACGGCAUUCUUUGAUAUAUCCAAGACCGGGAAACCUCGCAUUCGCAUGAUUGGGGAGGCAGGGAUCGUGGCAAAGUUUGGCUUUAACGAUGCAGGGGUUGGUGUGUGUAUGAAUGCGAUCAAGUGUGGGACUGUGGAUAAGACGCAGCUACCAGUGCACCUCGCGAUGCGGCGAGUUCUCGAAUGCGCAUCGCUUGACGAAGCGCUGGACAUGCUGGAAAAGAAGGGAGUGGCUUCUUGUGUUAAUUUGGUGAUUGCGGACAGGAGUGGGAAGAUUGCGACUGUCGAGUGUACUCCGCGGGGACUGGCACCUGUCUUUCCAGAUGGGAGCUCGUUCGUAUUCCAUACAAACCACUUUUGGUCGCCCGGAAUUCCUGCUGGGAUUAGGGACCAUCCGUCUAAGAACUCGUUUACCAGGCUUGAGCGCAUCAAGACACUAAGUCAAGGGGAGGUGGCUAGUGUGGCAAAGAUCAGGAGCUGGCUGUCCGAUGAAGAAGGCAAACCGGCGUCAAUCUGUCGGUAUACGCCGCCGGGGGCUCGAGGAAUCGAGAGGAUGGAGACUUUGCUGACAGUCAUUAUGGACAUGCAGAAACUACAGGCGGAGGUGUCUUUUGGGAAGCCUAGUCUAUCUCCUCCUGUGCGGACAUUGCAUUUCCUAUAACAUAGGGUUAGUAUGAUGUCCUAUUACGUGUUGAUUAUAAGCUUCUACCUUAUAUUUGUCGGGUAAGCUACAGACAGGAGGUUUAUAUCAAUGAUUAUAGUGACUGCCA